GGAUCGUCCUCAUCUCUCAUCUCAGAUCAAAAUCGAUCGAAACUUGAAAAAGUUUCUCUCUCUCUCUCUCUCUCUCUCUCUCUCUCUCUCCCCGUUUCAUCCCCCCAAAUCCUAUUUAUUAACAUCCCCUGCCACUCCUCCCUCGCCUUCUCCCCCCCGCCCCCCCCAAUCCAAACUCUCUCCGGUGACUCCCCAUCUUCCCCCUAUAUUCUCUCUCUCUCUCUCUCUACUCGACAAUGCCCGUACCUCCAAGCUGAACGCUUUCCUUUUCACUCCGUCUUUAUAUACCCUUUCGUACAAGCAUAUUGUUGUACCCUACACGUAGAUAUUUAUGGUUGUAUAUCUUUAUCGCUCGUUACGUCAUACGCUGGUUGGGGAGAGUGAAGAGUGACUGAUUCGCGUGAAAUGCCGCUUGUUUUUCCUUCCGAUUUCUGCCUCGGGUUUGAACGUAUUAUUCGAGCUUCAUUUCAGAUCUGGAGAUGCUGAUUCCGUUUUCGGAGAGAGCUGACGGCGCAUUUGGUGUGCGAACGGUUGUUUUCGGAGCAGUGGACGAGAAACUAGGUUUUUAACCCGCGGGUCUGUGGUUUUGCUUGUUAGCGUGUUUGCGUGCUUGUAUUGUUUGGAUUCGAGCGAUGAAUCGGAGUUUUAGGGCUCAGGAGUCGCAAAUGCAGGCGCCCUCGAAGCAGAGGCAGCAGCAGGUAGGGAGCGUGAGGCCGUCGACGAUGAAGGAGAAGGAAGACGAGCUGGCGUUGUUCCUGGAGAUGCGAAAACGCGAGAAGGAACGGAACAAUCUUCUCCUUCACAACUCCGAAGAGUUCGAUGCUCCGUUAGGACUGAAGCCAGGCACUUCUCCGAUAUUCAACAUUACAUCAUCUACACCAGCACGGAAGCCUGGCGCGGAUGAUUUCCUGAAUUCUGACAAUGAUAAAAAUGAUUAUGACUGGCUUCUAACCCCUCCUGGUACUCCUCUUUUUCCUUCAUUGGAGAUGGAAUCACAGAGAACUGCUAUGAGUCGAAUUGGAACUCCAAAAGCUCUACCGACUGCGCUAAAAUCUAGACUUGCAAACCCCCAGCCAGAACCUGCUUCCCGGAGCAACUUAUCAUCUAGACAGUCAGCUCCAUCCCCUGGGUUGAAUAGCUCAAGUGCCGGAAUUCGAAGGCCCUCGUCUUCAGGGGGUCCUGGAUCAAGACCAGCAACACCAACUGGACGGCCCAUGUUGUCCUCAUCAGCUAAACCCACACUAAACGCAGCACCCAAAUCCACAUCGACUACAGCUUCUAAACCCACAUCUACUUCUGCGCCUAGACCUUCAAGGUCUUCUACUCCCACUUCUAGGUCUACAUUAACUUCAAGUAAGCCCGCCGCUCCACCUAGAUCCACAACGCCUUUGUCCAGGACUACUGCAAGAUCCUCGACACCCACUUCUAGACCCACCUUACCAGCAUCAUCUAAACCUACAUCUAGGGCACCAACACCAACUCGUAGACCAACCACUCUCUCUGCUAUAUCAAAUACAUCCACUCCUCAUGUUAAGUCUCCUCCUGUUACCAAGCCGGGUCCCACAGCCACAGCUAGAAAUCCGCCGCCGCGUGCUAGUUCUCCGACUGUGAAAUCCAGACCGUGGAAGCCUUCGGAGAUGCCUGGUUUCUCUCUUGAUGCCCCGCCUAAUUUAAGGACCUCACUCCCUGAUAGGCCACUUUCAGCAACUAGGGGGAGGCCUGGAGCACCUAGUGCCCGUUCUUCUUCUGUUGAGCCUGUUUCUAAUGGAAGGGUUAGACGGCAGUCGUGCUCCCCCUCAAGAGGACGACCCCCCAAUGGCGUUGUUCAUAGCAGUGGAGGUUCUGUUCCUGCAGCUAGUCGGUUGCAUGCUAAAGCAAAUGACAAUGUGAGCCCUGUUUUGAUUGGAACCAAGAUGGUUGACAGAGUGACGAAUAUGCGGAAACUGGUGCCACCAAAGCAAGAUGACAAACAUUCCCCUCUUAGUAACUUGUCUGGUAAAUCUUCAUCCCCUGACAGCGCGGGGUUUGGAAGGACACUCUCGAAGAAAUCUCUGGAUAUGGCCAUUAGGCAUAUGGAUAUAAGGCGGCACAUUCCAGGUAAUUUGAGGCCAUUGAUGACGAAUAUUCCAGCAUCGUCUAUGUAUAGUGUGAGACCGGGGCCUACACGAAGCAGGACAAUUAGUGUCUCGGACUCCCCGCUUGCAACAAGCAGUAAUGCCAGUUCUGAACCGAGUGUCAACAACAAUGGCUUCUGUGUAGUAGAUGGAAGGGAAUUCGAUGAUGAUGUAAGCAGCGAUAAGGGCCCUCGAUCCCCUUCCAAUGUACGGGGUAGGUGAUGGUUGGGGCUCUGUCAGUGUUUCCAUUGUGACCCGCUACGAUAUACCUGCUUCUCUGUUACACUCGUCAUUUGAUUUUGGAUCUCUAUCAGUAUGACUGUUGAAAGACAAUGGCUUGAGGAGAACUGAGGGUGACCCGGUUCCUACGACUUAAUGUAAAGUUGAAUGGAUUGAUUAUCUAAGUGAAUACGAUUUAACGUUGUUGUACUAUUAGAAUGCGGAUUUUGAUCCACUUUUGGGGACUCUCUUAUGUGCAAGGUGAUGUUUCUGAACUUAGUCUAGAAUGUUCACAAACACAAA
Molecule: messenger RNA, 2636 nt
Organism: Rhododendron vialii
Lineage: Eukaryota; Viridiplantae; Streptophyta; Magnoliopsida; Ericales; Ericaceae
Exons: 5
Coding region: 633-2336 (567 amino acids)
Biological process (GO): cortical microtubule organization
Cellular component (GO): cortical microtubule
Source: RefSeq, a predicted model, not a curated record